Molecule: messenger RNA, 3618 nt
Organism: Phytomonas sp. Hart1
Lineage: Eukaryota; Euglenozoa; Kinetoplastea; Trypanosomatida; Trypanosomatidae
Source: the annotation of a GenBank genome assembly
AUGCCCACAUCCUGGCAAACGCCAUGCCCACAUUCAGACUCACCCCAGCCCCUGAACGCCUCGGACGAGGCCUAUUCGACGACUCCGACGGUCGCCGUGGAGAUUUCAGAGGGCGACGGCCAGGGCGCGCCGUCCGAGGCGCCGCCCCUCCCAGAUGGUCUUCCGCACGGGGAAAGGUAUGAUGCGGAGUCGGGGGAUGCGAAAACGGAAAUAGUAGAGGAGACUAUGGACCAAACGUUAGCCCAGUCUUCGGGCCCGGCCUCCGUGGACGUCGCUGUGGGGGAGCUCGGUCGGAAUCCCAUGAGAGUGCGCUGGUGUGUGCAUAUCGCCCUGCAGUCUUUUCACGAGGAGCCGUGGGCCAUAAAUCUUCGCCGGAUCGCACGCUCCGAGAGCUGCUCCUCACCUCACCACGAGAGGGAGUGGCGAGGGAAAAAGGCAACCCUGACCAAUGAAUCGAGCGAUGGGCCCCCCUCCUCCUCCUCUCCAAGCACCCCCACGCUGAACUCUGAGGAGGAUUUCAGUGAUGCCUCCGACUUUUGUGGUGGGGAAGGGGCUGGAAAAUUAGGUAAUCACGACGAUCACCCAGCGGGUGUUUUUCUAGGCCCAAAGACAACGUCGCAGCUUCGCGGAAGGUCGGUGAAUGACCCUACGGGGGCGAGCCACUCUGGAAUUCAGCUCCGCGCGGUGCGAUGGAGCGAGGAGGAGGUGAUGGGGGCUUUGCGCACGACGGAGUGUGAUCCCACCCCGAUCAGUCGUGAUGCCCUCAACAAUGAGCUGAGGACUCUCCAGCGAUGCCUGGGGGAGGUGAAUCAUCCACCGCUGACCUUCGCAAACGACGAGCUGCUGCGGCAUAUUUAUAAUGUCGAAUUCAUCCUUUCGCAAGGCGUUCAGGAGGGACAUGGAGGUGGGAAAGGAAAACAGCUAAGUUAUACCCUUCGAAAGCCGAUUAAUAAGCUGCUGUAUGGGACGUUAGGGCCGGCUGUCGACGCGGUGAUGGACCACGGCGUGAACGCAAUCGUGCUGAUGUACGGUGGCACCCGAGAGAUGCGUCAUCUGGGGCUUAUCGGCACCCCCAAGGCGCUUGGUCUCUUUCCUAAAGGCAUCACGAUGCUCAUGGAGCGCUACCUCUCACAAGAUCCGCAGCCGCAACCGCAGGAUCUUCCCCCCCUUUCCGGCGACCCGAGCGGAAUCCAACAGGCCGCGCCCGAUAAAGACGCGGUGGCUUCGUCGCUGCUAUCAAACGGCGGCGCUCCCCGCAGCCUUUGCAGCUGCGAGGAGGCGGCGCCAGUCGACGGCGACCGGGUGGAUUAUUUUCCGCCUAAUGCGACCGCCACCCAGUCCAUCCAUUUUGUCCGGGUUAAGGCGACUUUUAUCGUCUAUGAUACCAAAACAGUUGUGGACUUGUUCGAUCUAAACAAUAGAAAUGCCGAGAUGGUGCUGAAAGUCGGGCAUCCACAUGGUGGCUCUACGAUCGAACAUAGCGCGGAGGACUUCGGCUGCAGCCCCGAUGCCGCCCCCGUGACCAAUUCCUUUGUCCUAAACGCCCAUAGCAUUCCUGUUGAGACCAUCAACGACGCCUUUUCUCUGCUCGAUGUUGGGCUGGAGAACUUUUCGCAUACCCUGCAGAAAGGCCUCUUUGAGUCCGAGACGAGCACCACCCUGAUGUUCUCCCUCACGCUCUUCACCGACGCGGAGGAGAAGGGGGGCUCGGCGACGAUGCACAUGAUCUGUCUAGCGGAGGAUCAGGCGGUGCAGACCUGGCUGGCGAGCACCCUUGAGGCCCACCAAAAGGCCCUUUUUCCCUCGAAGCCCCUCCACGCCGCGCCGCCGCCGCCGCCGCCGCCUUUUUGCCAUCAGGCCGCGACGAUGCUCCUGCCGGCGGUUUAUUUCGGCAAUGUCUUCGUCUCCGUGAUGGUGUGCGUGUACAACGCGAUCACCGCGCUCACGCGUGUGAACCGCGACCUGGGGCUCGCGUUGAUGGGCUACCGCAUGCACACUGCCCCGACGGCCUCUUUUCUGUCCUUUUCAGAUCCCGCCGCGUCGUUUUCGGGGUUAGCGCGGAGUACGCUGCCCCUCGCGCGCCCGCGGUGGGGCUGGGGGUGGGGGAUGGAGGAGCUGCGGAGCCCCACCCGCCGCGCGCGGGGGGUCAUCGGCAUCCCGCUCGGCGAGGGCGACAAGGAUUUUCUCGCGGCCCGGCAUCGCUGCUAUGAUGCGGCACCCCAGGUCGCCCUGCCCGCGGUCGAUAUCAGCAUCGUCGUGGUGAACCCCAGCGAGCGGCUUCGCGUGGUGUUGAAUCCCCGUGGUGCGGCCUCCCACCUCGCGCCGGCCAACGCGGCCUCGCCUCCCCCGACCCAGUUGAUUUCCCCGAAAAAAGAGCGCGGCUUUCGCUAUACCACGGCCUCGCGGUCUUUUUUACCGCAGCCCGGGAAGGACCGGGCCGUUCACGCGGCCUCGACCCUCCGGUCCUGCGGUGAGGAGGCCGACUCGGGGAACGCCUCCAGCCGGUCCGGCUCGAGCCCAUCGCUCAGCUCCGGCCUUCCUUUUCCAUCCUCGCCCGGGGAGGACCCGCUGGAGACUUCGCGGGCCCCUUCCGCCUCGGGCCGAUCCAAAGACGGUGAGGAGGCCAAGAGCGAGGCCGCCUUUCCGGCCUCAGCCGACCCGACAUCGACGGCGAAGGUCGACCCCCAACCCGCGAACUCUUUCGCGGACACCUCGGACGUUGUGGGGAUCUCCCAAUUUUACAAGAACGCGAUGGGGGAGGAGGAGGAGGAGGAGGGGGCGGACCCUGCCCGGACGCCGGCGGGGGUUUCCCCGUCCGUGGGUGUGUGCAAAAAGGCAAAAAACGAGGCGGCCGCGGCCGCCUCCCGAUCCUCCGAGGCCGAGGACUUGGAGUCCUUGCUGGAAGAGUUUUCGGUGUUUUUUAGACAUUCCUACGAGAGCGAGCGGCGGCUGAAGGAGCUCGAGAAGGCGUUGGAAACCGCGCAGGGGGAGCGACUUGCGGCGGCGGAGGUCCAGAGCGAUCCCCAGCCUGGCCUCAUCGACCCUCGCGCGCUUCUCGAGCAUAUGGAGGCGAGGCUCGAGAGCGUCGGGCCGCCUGCCCUGCUCGAGAGUUUGAAAGGUCCCCUGAUGGAGUCCGCGGCUUGGCGGGGCGCCCUUAAGGCCUCGCUCGAGCGCCCCGGCAACGGCGAAUCCGUUUUGGCGAGGGCCACCGGAUUGGACGGGCAUACCGCUAUCCUGAAGUUGUGGGAUGCGAUGAUUCAACAUUACGAGGAGGUCGAGCAGGGGCCGUGGCCAGAGGGCCGCGCGGAGUCGGAGAGGAUGCUGACCGCCUUCGCAAUGAACCAUCAGAGGCUGCUGAUGAAGUGGAUUAGGGAGUAUGAGAAGAGGAUUUGUGCGUUGGAGACGGAAAAUGGGCGUCUGCGGGAAUUACAUGGCGAAAAGGGGGAUGUCCUCCUCAACAAGAAUACAAUGGAUGAUGAUCCAUUGUCUGGUCCGCCAUCACUAUUGCAGAUUGAAGAAUCCUCGAGCCCUAGUUUGGUACCAUUUUCUUCUUCAGAAAUAUUGGCGCAGCAUAAGGCGAUGUUUGACGCGUUUAUCUAUAAGGAAUAUAGAAUAUAA